AUGCAGCGCCGCAACUCGGUGGCUGCAGCGUGCGCGUACGCGGAUGUCAAGACGACGCUGAACACGAGCGUCCUCGCCGCUGACGCCAACUGCGCCGGCGCGCCCGCCAGCGUUUGCUACGUCAACAUCAACUGCGUGCAGGCGCCCGUCUCGGCCAACCUCACCGACGACCUGGUCGAGUUUCACCACAUUGCAGCGCUUGGGAACCUCUCGCGCUUCCAGCCCUCGACACUGUCGAUCGUCGAGUCGGAUGCGACCAUCAGCCUCGCGCAUUUCGUCCCGCCGCCAGCGAUGACCAGCCUGUACGAGCCCUUACCGACUUGA
Molecule: messenger RNA, 324 nt
Organism: Saprolegnia parasitica CBS 223.65
Lineage: Eukaryota; Oomycota; Saprolegniomycetes; Saprolegniales; Saprolegniaceae
Exons: 2
Coding region: 1-324 (107 amino acids)
Source: RefSeq, a predicted model, not a curated record